UCGUACCUUCGCUCAUAAAAUAUAACUAGUAUUCUGGUAUUCAUAAACAACAGGAGUCAGAGAAGCUUUUCUUUACUAUAAACCCAAAAGCAAACUCUUCAAUUCCACUCACUCGUUAAUUCUUAGCUCUCAAUAACAAUGGACGUUUCUUCCAUCAAUGCUUUAUUCUUUCUUUCUUUACUCCUCUUAUUCUCCUCAUCCACAGCCAAAACUCAUUCAAGACCUCGAGCUCUUCUUCUUCCAGUAACCAAAGAUGCAGCCACUAAACAAUACGUCACCGUUAUUCGCCAAAGAACUCCUCUUGUCCCUGUCAAACUAACUAUAGAUCUUGGGCAAAGAUUUUUAUGGGUUGAUUGCGAAAAGGGCUACGUAAGCUCAUCCUAUAAGCCCGUCCCUUGCGAUUCUACCCCUUGCAAACGUUCCUUUUCAGGUGCAUGUGCGGUGGGAAACAAUCAUAGUACUUGUGUCCAUGACCCUUAUAAUCCUUUUAUUCACACCAGCACUGGUGGUGAACUUGCUCAAGAUGUUGUUUCACUCCAAUCAACCGAUGGCUCGAAUCCUGGCCGUUUUAUUGGUUCAGCGCGGCCAGGAGUAGUUUUCGGUUGUGGCGCUACGUUUCUGUUAGAAGGCCUUGCCAAUGGAGUCAAAGGGAUAGCUGGACUUGGAAAUGGCUUCAUUGGACUUCCUUCUCAACUCGCUGAUGCUUUCCAUCUUGAUCGAAAAUUCGCUAUUUGCUUGAGUUCUUCCACAACUUCUAAAGGAGUUAUAUUUUUCGGAAACAGUCCUUAUGUUUUUCUCCCAGAUAUUGAUGUUUCCAAGAGACUUGUUUAUACGCCUCUUCUUAAGAACCCUGUUAGUACUUCCGGGUCUUAUUUUAGAGGGGAACCUUCAAUGGAAUACUUUAUUGGAGUCAAAUCCAUUAAAAUUAAUGGUAAUGUUGUUCCAAUUAACACAACAUUGUUGACAAUCGCCAAAAAUGGUAUUGGAGGAACCAAAAUCAGCACUGUUGAUCCUUACACAAAAUUGGAGACUUCGAUUUACAAUGCUUUUACAAAGGCGUUUGUGAAAUCGCUUGCUAAGGUUGCAAGGGUGAAAUCUGUGGCUCCUUUUAGAGUGUGUUAUAAUAGCACGAGUUUGGGAAGCACUCGUGUUGGUCCUGGUGUUCCACCAAUUGAACUGGUUUUGGGAAGCAAUAAAGAUGCUAAAUCUUGGACUAUUUGGGGUGUGAAUUCAAUGGUGGUUGUGAAUAAUGAGGUGCUCUGUCUUGGAUUUGUGGAUGGCGGAUUUGAACCUACCACCUCUAUAGUCAUCGGAGCUCAUCAAAUUGAAGACAACCUUUUGCAAUUUGACAUUGCUAACAAAAGGAUGGGCUUUAGUUCUUCACUCUUGUUUAGCCGAACAACAUGUGCCAACUUCAAUCUUACAUCCAAGGCUUGAUGAUCUUCCCAAAAACAAGUGCGCCAUUUGGGAAUUUUAGAUCUAAUAAGUACUACGAGUAUUUAGUCUUCUGUCAAAGGGUGGAUCGAGUUUGUCCAAAAUAUAUGAUUCGAUCCAAAAUAAAUCAUUUUGUUGCUGUGUGUCUAAUGGUCAAUCGCCAAAUGAAUGUUUACAUGUCUUGAGUAGAUUUACUUUGCUGAUGAAGGACUAUAAUUUCUUGUUGAGAAAUGAGAAUAUUAAUUGGUGUUGUUGAACAAUAAACUGAUAGUGUGGAGUGCCAGAAAUGGCCAAGGUACAUGUUUUUAA
Messenger RNA from Nicotiana tabacum (common tobacco), 1743 nucleotides. NCBI's taxonomy places the organism in Eukaryota, Viridiplantae, Streptophyta, Magnoliopsida, Solanales, Solanaceae. The record is from RefSeq and is a predicted model, not a curated record.